Messenger RNA from Polyodon spathula (Mississippi paddlefish), 1454 nucleotides. RefSeq lists its product as uncharacterized. The transcript is spliced from 4 exons. The record is from RefSeq and is a predicted model, not a curated record. Bases 40 to 1029 code for a protein of 329 amino acids. NCBI's taxonomy places the organism in Eukaryota, Metazoa, Chordata, Actinopteri, Acipenseriformes, Polyodontidae.
CUCCUCCCUGACUUCUCUUCAGACUGCACAGCUGGCAAAAUGGCCACGGCGGCGGUGUCUGGUGGUGAUGUGCUCAGGAUGGAGGAAAUAAAGUUCGAGUAUUUUUCGUCCAUUAACCCGAUGGCAAAGAAGAUCAUGCAGGAGCGGCAAAGAAUCCGAGAGAAGCAUGGUUCUGAGUGGGAGAAAUUAACUCAGAGCGAGCAAGAGACUGCCAUCGAUAACUGGAUGAUGGACCCGCAGAUUCGGGCUCGGUAUGCACUGCACCGGGCUGAGAGGGAGGAGAUUGUCUGUUAUCCAAAAUUGCUGAUCCAGACAGGACAAAAAAUCGUACAUUUUGGAGAAGAGGAUAUUACAUGGCAGGAUGAACAUUCAGCACCUUUUUCGUGGGAGACCAAGAGUCAAUUGGAAUUCAGCCUUACAUCUCCAGUAGCACUGGAGCAAGGAAGCACCUCUUCACAAAUGGAGCCCAAGCUGCAGGUCAAAACCUCUCAACCGAUGAAAGCCUCACAUGGCAACGGCAGCAGUCAGGUAGCAAAGGUAUCUCAAGGCAGUAAAACACCCAGCACAGAUGGUAUAUCAUCAGGCAGGAAGGAAGAGGAAUCUUCUUUUUGGAAAAUCAGUGUUGAGAGAUCCAGACUGGAGGGAGGCCAGGCAGAUUUCCAGUCCUUGACACCCAGCCAGAUAAAGUCCCUUGAAAAGGGGGAGAAGACUGUGCCUUCAUACCGAAGACAAGAAUCCACACCUAAAGAGAAGGAGGAGCACAAAGCUGAUAAGCCACGUCUCCCUAAACAAGACAACCCUGUGAGCAUAAGUGUCUCCUCAACUGUGGCGGAGUGGGAAAGAUCCCAGCCAGCACACCUGGAUGAUGUCUUUACACCGGAACCUGAACCAAAGUCCCCAACCAUUACUGCACCCGCAAAGGACAAUGAUAAAGAGUCGUCCGCCCAAGCAGAAAACCCAUUCUUUUCCCAGUUUAACACAAGCAGUGACCUUUUGAAGACUGGUUUUGACUUUUUGGAUAAUUGGUAAAACCUGCAGAACUAUCACGAGGAAUCCUGAAGAAUAGAACUACAUCCCUGUGUGUUAUGCUAAAGGUUACAAUACAGAUUACCAGGACUGUCUGUUUUCCAACACUUCGUGUUUCACUGUUACAUUUCUUUAAAGCCAUGCUGACCUCUUCAUAUUCUUUAGAUUGUCAUUUGUAUUUAUGUAUUGUUUCUUUAAAAAUGCAUGUUUUUUAGACGGCCUUAUUUGCCUCAAGCUCACUGCAGCUGCAUUUAAAACAGCUUACACUAGAAAGAAACUUUUUUUUUUAAAUAUUUAUCUGCAAUAAUGUAUGUGUCAUCAGUGCUGUGUUUUUUUUAAUGUCAUGAUGGGCAAAGGCGCCACAUUAUAGAAGGUGUGGCUUUCAAUUAACAAUAACCAGAUAUCCAGUAAAAUGGUUGCAACAAUGA